AUGAAAGCUUUCCGUCUUGUAGUUUCUAAGAAAUUCGGCUUUGAUCCAUUUAAAAACCGCAGCAGAGGUUUUCAACCAACCUGUAUUAUUUCUGAGAGUUUUGCCGUGCUCAAAGGGUAUCUUUGAUACUCCAAAAUUCCGUAAUAUUUUUUCACUCUAUAUUUUUAAUUCGGCGGAAUAAUUUUGAACGCCGUAUGCAGUGAAUAAACAUGCUAUGCAACGCUAUGGUUUGCAAAAAAAUUUCUCAACAAAUGAUUUCGAAACUUUGAGGUUUUCCUUUUUUUUUUCUGGCUUACCUUUUUUGAAGUGCCAGAUUUGGAUAAGUCUUGUAAAAACGCUGGAAGAGUAAAAAAAUCAUAAGCUUCACAUGUUGACCUUUCUCAUAUUAAUUUUGAAAUAAUUGGAUAAACAAGACGCCCUUUCGUAAAUAUAUUAACCAGACUUUUAUAGUCUGUCCACCGCGACUUGACAUUUUUCGCGUGUCUGCGUCUCUCUUUUCCCUCACCGGCGAGGUCAGAGAAACAUAGAAACAGCACGUAAAAAUGAGAGAGACGUUGAGAGAUAAUGAGGGCGCAGAGAAGUCCCGCCCUUUCAAGUCGCGAAAAACGGACUAUACUGGAUCUUUAAAAUGAAUAUAAAAUAGAAAAGACUUUGAAAUUAUACCAAUGGUUACAGGUGAUCUCCUCAAAAAGUUCCUGACCAGGAAACGUUUUUACCCAAAAAAUUGCUCGCAAUAGAUCUUGUUUCUGAGUUAUGAAUAGGGACCGCAGACGAAUUUUCAAAAAUUUUUUUUCAGCAUUGAGCUUUGUAUGGUUUGAUAGCUGUUUCGAUUCAAAACUCAGAACCGUUUAGUUUUUCAAAAAAGAUUGAGAAUGAAAAAAGUUAUGACGGAAAAUGUGGCGCGCCGCGCACCAUUUUUUUAGUACUGAAAUUUUGGUAUUAUCCAUUUUUGACAUUUUUCUCGAUUUUUCUUCUAGAACAAGUUUUGAUACUGGUCUAUUAUGAUGUAACAAAUCAUAAUAGAGUGCUAAAAUGAUGCAAAUUUGCUAGUUUGCCGAAAAAGUCUGUAUUUUGCAGAAAACAAAAAACUGGCGCUUGCGGGCAUCGAACUCGCGACCUCAAAAUGAAAAAUCGGAGCGCACGCGCUGCGCCAAGCUGUUAGGUCCAGCGCGGGGAGCUUCCAUCCGCCUUACCCUUUGAGCCGUUUAAAUAGCACAGAUUGCCUAUUUCAAAAAAAUAAAAAAAUUUGAAGUAAUUUAGCUAUUUUUUUAUCAGAAUAUGUUCGCAAAUCUUUACUCAAACUUUUUCGUGGAAAUUCACUUCGAAAAAAACUGUUUUUUUAGUGCUUUUUUUGCCUCGUUUAACGAUCGCUGCAUUAAAACGGCCCCGUAAAUUUUUUUGGCAAAGACGAAUUUUUUUAUUUUAUUCUUUUUAAUUGAAAGAUUUUUUUACUAAUAAAUGUAUAUAAUCGUUUGAGAAACCUGCGUUCGACCGCUUUCUGUGUGAUAAACGCCGCUAAUUUUAUUCUCUAUUUUUCAAGAGCAUUUUUUUGCGUAUUAAACAACUUUUUUUCAAGCAAAGAUGCUGUAGAGAAAUAUUUAAGUAAGCUCAUGAUCUAAAUUUUGAAAAAAACAAAAAAACUCGAUUAUAUUCGCUUAUUAACGAUAUUUUUGAAUUAUGACUUUCGGCACUCCCUAAAAAUUUUUUUGGCAAAGACGAAUUUUUUUAUUUUAUUGUUUUAAAAAUUACCGUUACUUGGAUCAAAAUCAUUUUAUAAAAAAAGAAAGAGUGCGUUCGACCUGAAAAACACAUGAAAAAAAGCAAAAAAACGACAAAAAUUUUUUUUAGUUCCAUUCACGUUUUUUUGUACGACAUUCCGCGCGAACGCAUCAAAGAAAAAGCGUGAAAUAUUUUUUUAAACGAAAGAGGAAGCUUUUUCUGUACAUGUGUGUCAAAUUUUAUUCGCCAGUUCCACAUAUUUUACAACUACAACAAAAUGAAAGUUUAAAACCAAAAAAAAGCCACUUUUUCUAUCGCGAAAAGGGGCGUGGCUUUGCGGUCCCUAGUUAUGAAGCUUCAAAGUGUGAAUACGCAUUAGGCCAAAAAAGCGCUAUUUCGGGCUUUUGAAGUGUCCUAACUCGAAAACGAGAUCCAUUGCGAGAAAUUUUUUUCUUGUUCUGCAAUCACGAAGGUUUGAAGUACACUUAAGCAAAGUUUCAGCAAAAGUUCAACCGGGGGGUAAAAAACGUUCCCUAGUGAGCUUUUUUUCCUGUUCAAAGUCAUUUUCCCAUUUUGUUUUUUCAGAACACGUCCCGGAGGCUUCUUUCAAGAUUCAGAUUCAAACAGAUCUGAUAAAAUUGCAGCUUCCAAACACCAGAAAAGGCUCCACUCUUCCGACCAUAAUCGGGAAUCGAUAAAUCAUGCCGAAGGGAGCAAUCCGAAACAUUUUGUGACUGUCAGCGGCUCGAGGAGCCCGAUAACGGGACCAGCGCCACGUGCUGCUUCCACGAUAAUUUAUUGUCACGAUCCUGAAAUGCUUAUCAGCCAUUUUUCGAGGCGAUUAUUGGACCCGCGAAACGUGGCACGCGGCUGAUAAAAGGCCGGUUGCUCCCUUCAUUUCCAUCUUCUCCGAAACCUUUUUCCUCCUUCUUGGGAAAUUUUUUUUUUCAUCAAGCUGGGCUCUUUCCGGCUUGAAAGGGGAGAAGGGUAGAUUGGCGAAGGGGACGCGUUGCGUGUGCGUCGCGGCUUUUUUGGCGAGAAGCUCGAAUUCUAACGCGCCACCAUUUUUUUAUCCUUUUUUGAAAGCUUUUUAUCUUUUUUUUCAAUUUCUUAUAGAUUUGGAAAAAGUUCAAUUGAAGGAAAUAUAAGUAUAGGAACAAUGAAGAUUUUUUUGUGACCCCCUCCCCACAAGCCGCGUCGCGUACGCAACGCGUCACUCUUCCCAAUAUAUCCCUCUCGCCUUUCAAAUCGUAAAAAAUUGACUAUAAUUCAAUGAAAAUCUCAGGAUGAGAACCGUUUUCUCGGCCGCCGCUCUCCUGGCUGUCCUGGCCGUUGCUCAGGUUAGAGGCUCAAAUCGGAAUUUUCAAAAUAAAAAUUGGUUAUUUCUAGGCCGAGGUUCCGUCAGUGUGCGGAAUGUGCAAGGAGGUUCGUUUUGAAGAUUUCAAAAACAAUAAAAACGCAAAAAAAAUAUCAUAGAGUUCAUUUUUCGUAUGAAACAAAAGAUGAAUAGUUGAACAAUUUCCAAAAUUUUCGAUUCCUAGAGAUAAAUUUCUGAUUCCCAUAUUUCGAGCCUUGUUGAAAUAGAACGAGAACUGACCGAAAUAAAUGGAAUGAACUUGACAAGAUUUUUUAAAUGAUCUGUGAAACAUCAGAUAGAGUUUGGAGGUCCUAAAUAAUUCCUAUUUUUCUGAGAGAUCUUCUUAAAAAAAUUUAUUUUGUUCUAAAAAAAUUAGUGGCCUUCCACGAAUAAGAAAAAUGCUUCUUUGAAAUUUCAGUAAUAUUUUAAAAACUUGAUGCGCAAUAUUUUAAUUUUAGCUAUCAAAUUCAAAAAAAUCGAGUUGAUUUUCUUGAGUCUCGCUAUACAAAAAUCAUUACGACUUUUUUUAGGCAAAAACAAAAUUUUUUUUAGGAGGUUUUAUUCUUAAUUUUUCUUUAGAUGGAGCCUUCAGAAUUGUUCAGAAAUCGUUAUUCUAGCACGUGAGCAACUUCGUCGAGGCCUCCCACAACCCGAUCAAGCUGGCCGAGCUCCGCGCCACGCUCCUCCACGUCUGCGCCGGAACUUCCUUCGCCACGGAUUGCUCCCUCGUCGCCGGAAAACUCGACUUCAUCGCCCGUCGUCUUGCUCCUUACAUGGUAUGAAACAGGAAAAAUGAAUUGGGAAAAUUUGAAGUCAAAAAGUUUCUCACUUCGGAAGGAAAUUAUUUUUGGGGCCUGUUAAAGUUUGAAACAAACUUGGCGAAGUGUACUUUGGAUCAAUUGUAUAGGGACCGCAAAGCCACGCCCCUUUUCGCGAUAGAAAAAGUGGCUUUUUUUUGGUUUUCAACUUUCAUUUUGUUGUAGUUGUAAAAAUAUGUGGAACUGGCGAAAUAAAAUUUGACACACAUGUACAGAAAAAGCUUCCUCUUUCGUUUAAAAAAAUAUUUCACGCUUUCUUGAUGCGUUCUCGCGGAAUGUCGUACAAAAAAACGUGAAUGGAACUAAAAAAAUUUUUGUAAUUUUUUUGCUUUUUUUCAUGUGUUUUUCAGGUCGAACGCACUCUUUCUUUUUUUAUAUAAUGAUUUUGAUUCAAGUAACGGUAAUUUUGAAACAAUAAAAUAAAAAAAUUCGUCUUUGCCAAAAAAAUUUACGGGGCCGUUUUGAGGCAGCGAUCGUUAAAAAGAGGCAAAAAAAGCACUGAAAAAAACAGUUUUUUUCGAAGUGAAUUUCCACGAAACGUUUGAGUAAAGAUUUGCGAACAUAUUCUGAUAAAAAAAUAGCUAAAUUACUUCAAGUUUUUUUCUUUUUGAAAUAGACAAUCUGUGCUAUUUAAACGGCUCAAAGGGUAAGGCGGAUGGAAGCUCCCCGCGCUAGACCUGACAGCUUGGCGCAGUGCGUGCGCUGCGAUUUUUUUCAUUUUUAGGUCGCGAGUUCGAUACCCGCAAGCAUCAGUUUUUUUGUUUUCUGCAAAAUACCGACUUUUUUUCGGCAAAAAUAGCUGAUUAGCAUCAUUUUAGCACUCUAUUAUGAUUUGUUACAUCAUAAUAGACCAGUAUCAAAAACUUUUUCUAGAAGAAAAAAAUCGAGAAAAAAAUGUCAAAAAAAUGAAUAAUACUAAAAUUUCAGUACUAAAAAAAUGGUGCGCGGCGCGCCACAUUUUUUUCGUCAUAACUUUUUUUCAUCCUCAAUCUUUUUCGAAAAAAACUAAACGGUUCUGAGUUUUUGAAUCGAAACAGCUAUCAAACCAUACAAAGCUCGAUGCUGAAAAAAAUUUUUUGAAAAUUCGUCUGCGGUCCCUACAAUUGUAUUCAGGUUCCAGAAAAAUACUUUCCAAAGAACUUUCUUAAGAAACUUGUAAAGCUUGCAGAACAAAUAAAUUUUAGUUAUCAAAAAAUAACAGUAGACUUUUUUUUCGUGCAAACCUUGGUUGAAUGGCUAGGAAUAUCUUUUCCAUAAAUAUUUGAAAGGUGAUGGAAAAAAAAGGUUAUGUGGAGCUAAUAUGUCAGGAAAAAUCCCGAAGUUGAAAAAUUGGUAAAUCCCAUCAAAAAAGUUCUCUCAAUUCCAGGCCGACACCGAGGCGGUCUGCACCAAGUUCCAGGCCUGCCCGGAGCCCGAUUUGGCGGGACUCCCUCAACUCGUCGUUCUUUUCCUCAAGCAGUCCGAAGGACGCAUGACUUUCGAUGCCGCCAAGGUGAACUCCGGGAAAAAUCAUCAGAAAAUGUGA
Molecule: messenger RNA, 5419 nt
Organism: Caenorhabditis auriculariae
Lineage: Eukaryota; Metazoa; Nematoda; Chromadorea; Rhabditida; Rhabditidae
Source: the annotation of a GenBank genome assembly